Messenger RNA from Saxophila tyrrhenica, 1629 nucleotides. RefSeq names its product T-complex protein 1 subunit delta (gene CCT4). The record is from RefSeq and is a predicted model, not a curated record. NCBI's taxonomy places the organism in Eukaryota, Fungi, Ascomycota, Dothideomycetes, Mycosphaerellales, Extremaceae. Gene Ontology annotation, biological process: protein folding. Gene Ontology annotation, molecular function: ATP-dependent protein folding chaperone; ATP binding; ATP hydrolysis activity. The transcript is spliced from 3 exons. Bases 1 to 1629 code for a protein of 542 amino acids. Gene Ontology annotation, cellular component: chaperonin-containing T-complex.
AUGGCACAAGGAGUAACUCAGAAUGCAGGAAACAAUGCAUUCAAGGACAAGGAGAAGCCAACGGCGGUCAGGCAGGGCAACAUCACAGCCGCGAGAGCAGUGUCAGAUGCCAUACGGACAUCGCUGGGCCCCCGAGGCAUGGACAAGAUGAUCGAGAAGCCCGGCAAGGAAACCAUCAUCACCAACGACGGCAACACCAUGCUCAAGGACAUGAGCGUCAUGCACCCGGCGGCAAAGAUGCUCGUAGAUCUUGCGAACGCCCAGGACAUCGAGGCCGGAGAUGGGACCACCUCAGUCGUAGUGAUCGCUGGAAGUCUUCUUGGUGCAGCAGAGCGGUUACUGGCGAAAGGCAUCCACCCCACUGUCAUCAGCGAGAGCUUCCAGCGAGCGGCGGCCAAGUCAGUAGAGAUCUUAGAGAGCAUGAGCGUGCCGAUCGACCUUGGUGACCGGCAGACUCUACUCAAAGCCGCUUCCACAUCACUCAGCUCGAAGAUUGUCUCCCAGGAACCCAAACUCGCACCCAUGGCAGUAGAUGCUGUCAUAAGGACCAUCAACCCCGCCAAUGCCAUCAACGCCGACCUCAGGAAUAUCCGGAUUUUGAAGAAGGCGGGUGGCGUGAUCGACGAUAGCGAGAUGAUUGACGGCCUUGUACUCAGCCAGCAAGCUGUCAAGAGUGCCGGUGGCCCAACGCGGAUAGAGAAGGCCAAGAUCGGACUUAUUCAGUUCCAACUCUCACCACCCAAGCCCGACAUGGAGAACCAAAUCGUUGUCAACGACUACAGACAAAUGGACAAGAUCCUGAAAGAAGAGCGCACCUACCUCCUCAACAUGGUCAAGAAGAUCAAGAAGGCGAAAUGCAACGUCCUGCUCAUCCAAAAGUCGAUCCUCCGCGACGCCGUCAACGACCUCUCCCUCCACUUCCUCUACAAGCUCGGCAUCCUCUGCGUGAAGGAGGUCGAGCGGGAUGAAAUCGAGUUCAUCUGCAAAUCUACCGGCUGCAAACCCAUCGCCGACAUUGACUCCUUCACCGAAGACAAGCUCGGCACUGCAGACCUGGUGGAAGAGGUCUCCUACCUCGGCUCGCGCUACACCAAAGUCACGGGCGUGAAGCACCCUGGCCAGAAUCCUCCUCGCACCGUUUCUAUCGUCGCUCGUGGCGCCAACCAGCUCAUCCUGGACGAAGCCGAGCGCAGCUUACACGAUGCCAUGUGCGUCGUCCGCUGCCUCGUCAAGAAGCGGGCCCUCCUACCCGGUGGUGGCGCACCCGAGAUGGCCGUCUCCACUCAGCUCGCUCAGAUGAGCAACACCGCCGCCUACCCGGACAGCAUCUGCUUCAAAGCUUUCGCGGACGCACUUGAGAUUGUGCCCGUUACACUCGCGGAAAAUGCGGGCUUGAAUUCCAUCAAGGUCGUGACCGAGUUGAGAGCCAGGCAAGCAAAGGGCGAGACGAACAUCGGCGUGAGCAUCAAGCGCGGCGGCGUUGGUGUGAUGGGUGGCGAAGACACGAAGAGUGCGAGUACGGGUGAGGGAGUGAUGCAGCCGCUGCUAGUGUCGACGAGUGCGAUCGAGUUGGCCAGCGAAACGGUGAAGAUGAUUCUGCGGAUUGAUGACAUUGCGCUGAGUAGGUAG